AUGUCACGGCGUACCACCCCAUCUUACUCGUCGAUUGGCACCAUCGUCCCGAACCCCUUAACGGUUUUGUUCUCCAUUAGAUGGGAAUUCAUUGGCCGAAUAUGUCGUGAGAGUUCACGCGUCACUGUCUUCAGGGAUAAGAUGGGAUCUUUUCUCGCACAUUAUUUCAGACUAAUCUUGCUUGCUCAAAUUACCGACACCUCAUGGUCUUGGCUGAUGGGAGAUGAAAACGCACAUGGUUUUAUUCAUCGAGUCUUUGGACCACUUCGCCACGCCCACUGUUUCUACAAGGAGUAUGACCUUUUUCUCAAUACCGCUGUCCCUUUCUCUCCUCGCCUCAAAUGUUGUCGACUGGAUGGCUAUCAGGCUAUGAUCCUUAUCCCCAUGUUGUUGGGGGAAAAGAUCUGGCUCCAAAACCACAGGUCCCUUGCUGCAAUCCUAGUUUCCACGUUUGUGGCGUUCGUCCUCCUCCCCGGUGCCCCUAACUCAUGGGGAAGCUACUUCAUUCGUAUAUGGAGAGAGAAACAUUGUCGUCCUCGGCUUGCCAUUGGUUGCUUUACGGAACGCUGGGCAUUCUCAUGGUUGACGAAGCGAGUCAACGGUGUUCUUGCCGCCUACUUAGCUUCCCUGUCCACCGGUGUUCCCAUGGCACAAAUGUUACCACAAGUCCACAAUGGCCUUGACCUCUGUUAUUCCAAACCAGCCUGGCCUUCUCAUGUCGCCGUCUCUAUUGGACGUUGCUUUAAGUCCCUGCAGACGCAGCCCGUGGAGGUAGGUAUAAGGAUGUCGUUGAUAAAAGAGCAUCAAAGUUUUGACGUUGAUUCGAAUGGUCUGAUGGCUGGCUGGAGCUUGAAAGAGGCCCAGGGUAUUAUUAUGUACAUCAUAGCCUGCUCCGAGGUAAACCCUCCUCCAAACGCCGGCUCCAUCCCGCAACCAACACUGAGCUUGCCUCAUAUUGCUCUGGACUGGUGUCUAUGCAAAUCAAUGGCAUACCCUCCGCCUGAAACUCCCGCCCCUAAUGUCUAA
Molecule: messenger RNA, 1026 nt
Organism: Colletotrichum lupini
Lineage: Eukaryota; Fungi; Ascomycota; Sordariomycetes; Glomerellales; Glomerellaceae
Exons: 8
Coding region: 1-1026 (341 amino acids)
Source: RefSeq, a predicted model, not a curated record